UAGUAUAAUUAAUUUCCACUUCAGAACCAGUACUAUUGAAAAUGUUUUAAAACAUACUAUUCACAUUUUUUACAGACCAUGGAAUCGAUUGAGGAGAUAAAUUGCAGUAGAAUUAGGGAAUUCAUUAUACUGGGAUUUCACACAAAGACUGAAUCUGAAUAUUUGCUCUUCAUACUAUUGUCAUGCCUUUACAUUUUGACAAUAUCAUCUAAUACUGUGAUUAUCAUCUUGGUGAGGACCGACCUCCAUCUGCAUUCACCUAUGUACUUCUAUAUAAGUAAUCUGUCUUUCCUGGAAAUUAGCUAUAUCUCAUCCACUGUUCCAAAAGUAAUGGUUAGCCUUAUAACAGGAUUUAAGUCAAUUUCUUUUAUUGGCUGUAUAUCCCAACUAUAUUUUUUCAGCUGUUUAGGAGCUACGGAAAAUGUUCUUCUUACAGUGAUGGCUUAUGACCGUUAUCUAGCUAUCUGUAAUCCUCUGAAGUAUGCCAUAUUAAUGAAUCCUAGGAUGUGCAUUCAGCUGGCGUUUGUCUCUUGGUUUAUUGGGUUUAGCACAGUAGCGGUUCCUAUUGUGUCUAUAGCAAAGUCAUGCUUUUGUGGACCAAAUAUAGUAGAUCAUUUCUUUUGCGAAGCUGCACCUUUAUUGCAACUUUCCUGCACAGAUGUCUCUACACCUAAAUUUCUCCUCUCCUUAUCAGCAUCAACAUUGACUCUUGGUUCCAUUUUUCUAAAUAUGGUAUCUUAUAGUUUUAUUAUACACACUGUUCUCAAAACGCCUACAACCACUGGGAGAAGAAAAGCAUUCUCAACUUGUGUUUCUCACCUAACUGUAGUUGUCUUUUUCUAUACAUCAGUCUGUCUCAUGUAUGUUAACCCAUCUGGUACCAAUACAAGCAGGAAUAAGGUAGUUUCUGUCAUCUAUGGAAUCAUAACUCCAUUAUUAAAUCCCUUUGUCUAUAGCCUUAGAAAUAAAGACAUGAAAACUGCUUUCAUAAAAAUGUUAAAGAGAUUAUCAUAUGCAUAA
Molecule: messenger RNA, 1020 nt
Organism: Rana temporaria (common frog)
Lineage: Eukaryota; Metazoa; Chordata; Amphibia; Anura; Ranidae
Product: olfactory receptor 11L1-like
Exons: 1
Coding region: 79-1020 (313 amino acids)
Biological process (GO): G protein-coupled receptor signaling pathway
Cellular component (GO): membrane
Molecular function (GO): olfactory receptor activity; G protein-coupled receptor activity
Source: RefSeq, a predicted model, not a curated record